Condylura cristata (star-nosed mole) is the source of this 714-nucleotide messenger RNA. RefSeq names its product enoyl CoA hydratase, short chain, 1, mitochondrial (gene ECHS1). The record is from RefSeq and is a predicted model, not a curated record. Gene Ontology annotation, cellular component: mitochondrion. The transcript has 5 exons. Gene Ontology annotation, molecular function: enoyl-CoA hydratase activity. Gene Ontology annotation, biological process: fatty acid beta-oxidation. NCBI's taxonomy places the organism in Eukaryota, Metazoa, Chordata, Mammalia, Eulipotyphla, Talpidae. Bases 140 to 574 code for a protein of 144 amino acids.
GAGGCGGAAGUGGCCCCUGGACUGCCGCUGACCAGGCCCUCCUGGGCCACCUGUCGUGUCUGUGGAAGCCCUGGAGGCACCGGGGCGACUUCCGGGGGCUCCCCUUGUUUUGCAGCUGGGUGGGGGCUGCGAGCUCGCCAUGAUGUGCGACAUCAUCUAUGCCGGGGAGAAAGCCCAGUUCGGGCAGCCGGAAAUCCUGCUGGGCACCAUCCCAGGCGCAGGGGGCACCCAGAGGCUGACCCGCGCGGUCGGGAAGUCGCUGGCCAUGGAGAUGGUCCUCACCGGUGACCGGAUCUCUGCCCAGGACGCCAAGCAGGCAGGCCUGGUGAGCCGCAUCUUCCCUGUGGAGACGCUGGUGGAAGAAGCCGUCCGCUGCGCAGAUAAGAUCGCCAGUAACUCGAAGAUCGUCGCGGCCAUGGCCAAGGAGUCCGUGAACGCAGCUUUUGAGAUGACCUUGACGGAGGGAAACAAGCUGGAGAAGAAGCUCUUCUACUCGACCUUCGCCACCGAGGACCGCAGGGAGGGCAUGACGGCCUUCGUGGAGAAGAGGAAGGCCCGCUUCAGGGACCAGUAGGGCCGCCUGCUCCCCGGAGUCGCCUCGCCAGGCGCCGACUGCCACCCCGUCAGCUCGGGCCGGACCUUCUGCCACCUUGGUGCACUGGCAGCAGGGCGCCCUGGGGCCGGGCUGUGGGCCAUAAACGCCGCCUCCCCGCC